UUUUCCUUUCGACCCAACCCCCUCCAAGCUUCCUAUUCCUUUCUCAAAACCUCACGCCAUAAACCCUCGUUAAAAGAAAAUAAAAGCUAAUGGCGCCGGCGGCGACGAAGGCGAUGACGGUGGUGAAGGGCCUGGACGUCGAGCGGUACAUGGGGCGGUGGUACGAGAUCGCGUCGUUCCCUUCUUUCUUUCAGCCCAAGAACGGGGAGAACACGCGGGCCACCUACACGCUCAACCCGGACGGCACCGUCAACGUCCUGAACGAGACGUGGAGCAACGGCAAGCGCGACUCCAUCGAGGGGACGGCCUACAAAGCGAACCCGAACAGCGACGAGGCCAAGCUCAAGGUCAAGUUCUACGUGCCGCCCUUCUUUCCUAUAAUUCCGGUGACCGGCAACUACUGGGUCCUCUACAUCGAUGACGGCUACCAGUACGCCCUCGUCGGCGAGCCCUCCAGGAAGUACCUCUGGAUACUAUGUAGGCAGACCCGCAUGGAUGACGAGGUGUACAACCUCUUGGUGGAGAAGGCCGAGAAAGAAGGGUAUGAUGUGAAGAAACUCCACAAGACACCACAAGCAGACCCUCCUCCAGAGGCAGAGGCAGGUCCCAAGGACACCAAGGGCAUCUGGUGGAUCAAAUCCCUCUUUGGCAAAUAAAUGGAUAAUGUUUGUACUGGAAUAAAAAUGAAAUGGUAGAGAAAUUUCUUCUUUUGGUCCGCUGUAAGUAGCCCUUCCGUUGAUGCCGGUGUACUUUUUUACUAGUGCAUGUAUGUCGUAUGUGCGUGGAACAAGACUCGACGUUGAAGAUAACGAGUCUUUAAUGAAAAUUUGGUAGAUUAAAUAUGGACGAAAAUAAUGAUGUAAUUCUGGUUACCGUGGUUUAAUUAUAUGAUAACGGAUUUGAUGUCUUCUUUAGCA
Molecule: messenger RNA, 917 nt
Organism: Phoenix dactylifera (date palm)
Lineage: Eukaryota; Viridiplantae; Streptophyta; Magnoliopsida; Arecales; Arecaceae
Gene: TIL
Product: temperature-induced lipocalin
Biological process (GO): lipid metabolic process; response to reactive oxygen species
Cellular component (GO): cytoplasm
Source: RefSeq, a predicted model, not a curated record